This is a messenger RNA of Rhizophagus irregularis DAOM 181602=DAOM 197198, 2102 nucleotides long. RefSeq lists its product as uncharacterized. The record is from RefSeq and is a predicted model, not a curated record. Gene Ontology annotation, cellular component: peroxisome. Gene Ontology annotation, molecular function: fatty acid binding; FAD binding; acyl-CoA oxidase activity. NCBI's taxonomy places the organism in Eukaryota, Fungi, Glomeromycota, Glomeromycetes, Glomerales, Glomeraceae. Gene Ontology annotation, biological process: lipid homeostasis; fatty acid beta-oxidation using acyl-CoA oxidase.
AUGACAUCUUACGUAAAAAUUCCUUCGCAUCUUAGACCAUCUGAUCCACAAGGUCCAGAUUUAUUAACACAAGAGAGAGAAUCCGCAUCAUUCGAUGUUAAAGAACUUACAUUACUUUUAUAUGGUAUUAAAGAUUUGGAACGUUAUCAUAAAAUUUUGAAUAUAAUUGAAAAUGAUCCCGUAUUCGAUAAAACCAAUAUAUAUUUUAUGGGAAGGGAUAAAUUAUUUGAAUAUACUAUAAAAAAAGAAAAAAGAUUGGUACAAUUAAUUAAGGAAAACAAAUGGAAUGUAGAAGAACUUCAAUAUGCAGAAUGGUUCCUUGAUAUGCCAGGACCUUUUGGUGCUCAUCGAGGGAUGUUUAUACCAACUUUAAUCGGUCAUGGAACGGAAGAACAAAAGAAAAAAUUUCUUAUUCCGGCUAAAAAUUAUCAAAUCAUUGGAUGUUACGCACAAACAGAAUUAGGUCAUGGUUCCAAUGUUCAAGGAUUAGAAACUACCUCCACUUAUAUUCCAGAAACUGAUGAAUUUGAAAUACAUUCUCCUUUUUUGACUUCUUCUAAAUGGUGGAUUGGAGGUUUAGGAAGAACCGCUACCCAUGCUAUUGUUAUGGCUCAAUUGAAAAGUAAUGGAAAAGAUUAUGGUCCUCAUCCAUUUAUCGUUCAAAUUCGAGAUUUGGAAACCCAUUUACCUUUACCUGGUAUUACGAUUGGAGACAUUGGUCCUAAAUUUGGUUUUAAUGCUACUGAUAAUGGAUUUAUGUUAUUUGAACAUGUACGAAUUCCACGGUUUAAUAUGCUUUCUAAAUACUGUCAAAUUGAGAAAGCUACUGGAAAAUAUAUAAGUCCACCAAAUGAUAAGAUAAAUUAUGGUAUCAUGGUUUUGAUUCGUUCUUUAAUUGUUACAGGUGUACGUGUUACACUUGCGCGUGCUGCUACAAUUGCAAUUCGUUAUUCUGCCAUACGUAGACAAUUUAUUGAUAAAGAUGAACCAAAAAAGUUGAAAGAUGGUCGUAUAGUUGAAACUUCAGUAUUGGAUUAUACUAUGCAACAAUAUAGAUUAUUUCCUAUAAUUGCCCAAUCAUACGCGUGUUUUUUUACAUCAAAAGCUAUGAAUAAUUUAUAUACAAAAUAUAUGGAACAAAGUUCUGAUGGAAAUUAUUCUUUAUUAGCAGAUAUACAUGCUUCAAGUUCAGGAUUAAAAUCUUUAACUACUACUAUGGCAGUAGAAUCAAUUGAAGAUUGUAGAAGAGCAUGUGGAGGUCAUGGAUAUUCAAGUUUUAGUGGAUUUGUUAAAUUUUAUCAAGAUUAUUUACCGAAUACUACUUGGGAAGGUGAUAAUUAUGUUUUAACUCAACAAACUGCUCGUUAUCUCAUGAAAACUUUUCGAAAAGUAACAAAAAAUCCCAAAAAAUACGCGUCACAAAUUGGUACCAAUCCAACAAUUACUUAUAUUUUACAAUAUCUUAAUGAACCUAAUCAAAAAUGUAUGGCAACAACACCUUUAAAUUUUAAUAAUCAAGAAUUUCAAUUGAAAGCAUUUAGACAUCGUAUAGCAUAUUUACUUGCAAAUGCAGUUGAUCAAAUAGAUAAUCAAAAAAAAUCUUGGAAUUCAAUGUUGGUAGAAAUCAAUCGAAUUUCACAUGCACAUUGUCAAUAUCUUUUGGUACAAAAUUUUAUAACAGCACUUCAAUAUAAUUCACAACAACAAAUUAAUGAUGAAAGUUUAAAUAUAUUACAUAAUAGUACGUCAUUGAAAAAAGUUAUGACAUCACUAUGUAAUUUAUUCGUAUUACAUACGAUGGAAAAAGAUGUAGGAGAAUUUUUAGAAAGUGAAUAUUUAACUUCAUCACAAGCAAGAUUAUUAAGAACUCAAGUUUAUAAUUUAUUAAAAGAAAUCAGACCAAAUGCUGUUAGUUUAGUUGAUGCAUUUCUUAUUCCUGAUGCUUUAUUAAGUUCAGCACUUGGAAGAUAUGAUGGAAAAGUUUAUGAAACGAUGAUCGAUUGGGCUUCUAAAGAACCAUUAAAUGGAAUAAUCUUGAAUAUUGAUCCCAAUAAUAAUAAUACAAUACUAGAAAAAGCCAAACUUUAAAGUAUUCAGUAAUG